Molecule: messenger RNA, 2245 nt
Organism: Meira miltonrushii
Lineage: Eukaryota; Fungi; Basidiomycota; Exobasidiomycetes; Exobasidiales; Brachybasidiaceae
Exons: 1
Coding region: 125-2221 (698 amino acids)
Biological process (GO): positive regulation of mitotic metaphase/anaphase transition; anaphase-promoting complex-dependent catabolic process; protein K11-linked ubiquitination
Cellular component (GO): anaphase-promoting complex
Molecular function (GO): protein binding
Source: RefSeq, a predicted model, not a curated record
CAACUGCCCCAUGCGGGAGGAUUACACACGCCUUUUGUGUUGAUUGAAAGAGCAACACUUUUGCAAUCGUACGCGUUUCCAGCUUUCUUCCUCUUCUUGUCUGUUGUUCCCAUCAUUGUCAAUAAUGGAAACAGCAUAUACGCAACCAUGGCCAGGAGGAUUAUCUGGGAUAGAGAUUGCAAUCUGUGCAUUGAUUCACUUCUAUGUUCAGCAUGAACCUCUCAAUGAAACCGGACCUCUGCUGACAAGACUGUUAUCGUUCACAAUCCGUUUGAUAUUUCGUGUCGAUCCAUAUGCAAAUGAUCUUACCACCUUCAAUAAUCAGCUACGUGCAUAUUUGAAGGGGAAUACAGACAAAUUCGACGAUGAAAGCUCUUCAAGAUCAAUAGAUGCAAUCAUUCAAUCAAUCACAGAUUGCAUAGAUGAAGCAACAACCUUUUCAGGCUUGCAUACAUUCUUCUCACGUAUCGAACGUUUAUUGAUGCGUGAAGAAAUGUAUGACGAAUUGCAGAACAUGACCAUUCGUCCGGCAGAACGUCAAAUUGAUGAAUCUUCACCUUUCGGAUACUUUAUUCAUCGAUGUUUGGAAACGUAUUUGAGUUUGGAAGAUGACGAAUUUGGCAAGAUUGUCGAAAAGAUUGAAGCUUGGGUGGUAAAUGAUCAAGUUGAUGCUCAAUUCACAGUGUCGCUAAAUCUAUCUUCAGAAGAGGAAGUAGCGCUUGCGAUGCGAAAAGGGGAUUACGCUACUGCCAGAGCUCUUUUAGAGGGAUCCUUUGAUCGGCCACCAGCUGCGAUGCUAGGAAGAAGUUUGCCAGAGACACUUUUGUAUAAUGCUGUCUUUCAUGUCAAGACGAAAGCCUACGAUACAGCUAGAGAUUCUCUACGUGAGGCUUUAAGGUUAGCAAGAGGGGUCAACGAUACCCGGGCAAUUGCAUCUUGUGAUGACCUUUUACGACAAAUCGAAUUCGAAGAACGAAAGGCACGACCUCGGCCAAAGCUACGCACGAUGGAUUCUGAUAUGAACAUUGAAGGCGAGAGUAAAACGAUCAAACACAAAAGAGACGCAUAUCAACAAAUUGAAGAUGCGAAUCCUCUACUUGGCGUCUUGCAAGGGAUAGAAGAUUUGCAAAAGCAAGCCCGGAAGAGAAUUACGGGAUUAGGGGAUGAUGGACUUGAUGAUCCAAAUGUAUGCGAAUACGAUCUUCUGCAGUCGAAUAUAUGGCAAUUGAUCGGUAGCGAGGGAAAUGCAAAGGCUAUGCAGAAUGUCAAUCGGGAUGAUUCGGCCACGAUAACGAACUGGACAGCAAAGGAGUAUGCCCUGUCACAUGCUUUAUCUCAAGCCAAAGGGGAAGCCAUGAAUGGUAGGGUCUCAAAAGCGCUUGGCAUACUGAUCGAGCCUGAAUUAAUCAAAACGAUGGAUAUAAACAUGCUACAAAAUUGGCACUCGGAAAUGCUGCGUAUUGUCUAUCAAGCUGCAAAAAGAUCAGGUUCUGAAGCUACUGCGUCAAAGAUUGAACGCUUGCGACCCGAACUGAAAUAUGCUACGGGCUAUGCAGGACAUAGUCAAAGUAGCAGCGAAGUUAGGCAUGCUUCCGACCCGUUCAGACCCAACGAGGCAUCCUUUGGUCAACAAGUACGCACGAGCAAGGAAGAAGAUCUGUCCAACCUCCUGUUUGAAGCAGUUCAGAUGCGACUAAUUUCGAAUGAACCCUCAAAAGCGCUUUCCACAUCAAUGCAAGUCAUUCAUGAAGCCGGACGAUCAAAUUUGUUCACACUGCAUCGUAGAGGUGUAGUAGAGGCAUCUGAAUCCCUCUUAGCAUUAGGACAAGUUCAACAAGCGCAAGAUUUGUUGGAUGAAAUCAUGGCCAGGACAUUGGUAGAUCAAGAUAUUGAAGCUAGAGCUGAUGUUUCAUGGACGUACAGUCGUGCGAUUCUUGCCCGUAAAUCAGACGAGGCGUACAAGGAAUCCUUUUCAUGGCUUAAUCGGGCUAUAGAAGGAUAUCGAAGUGCCCAGAUGUGGCCGAAAUUAAAAGAAGUACUAUAUGUCAAAGCAAGGAUCGCUCAUCAUCUCAAUGAUUCCGAGCAAAGAGAUGAAGCAGCACAAGAAUACAAUUUUAUUACGGAGGAAUGUAGCAAAAUAGACGAAGAAGAGUCGGAGAUCCUAGAAAAGCUACAAGACGUAGCAGCAUUAGUAAGCGCACGUACAGCAUCUGGUGGCUAGCUGGGAGAGGGUAUUGUGUAGCAU